UUUUCAAAUGCUGGACCUUCCAAAACGAAAACUUUAAAAUUCCAGAAUCAUGUACGAGCCUUUCUUGCCUAUGGAACGAUAAGGGUGCGUUUCGGUUUGGCUGUAAACGGAAAUUUUGAUGAAUUGUUGCAGAGACCGGUUGGGCUUUGUUUCCCUUGCUUGAUUUUCAGCUUUCUGCUUCUCCUCCAGGGUUCACGGCGAGGGCAGCAUCCAUCUGUUCGCUCCUCAUCUUUCGUCGCUAAACUUCCAUGAAAAGUUUUAGUUCUUGGUUUCGCCGCUUGGCACACGGGGAAAACAAUCCCUAUAGCAACGGUCUUGUAAACAAAACAAAACAGUUUCAUUCAUUCAUCAUCUUCAGAUAAAGACGUUUUGUUUUACUAUGGCAAAAGUAGGAAACUCUUGAGACGCAAAAAUGAGCAAAGAAAAUUUUGACCAGCCUCUAAGUUUCUACCGAAAAAUGGCUGAACUUCAAGAAAGAUUACGUCAGCUUGAGGAGGAGCGAUCAUUCAUUGCAGAAAAAUACACAAAGUUGGUGAAAAGCAGACGAAAAAGGAACGGAGAAAUGAUAACGCAACUGAAAGAGGAAUAUGCUCGAUUUUUGGAACAUGAUAGGCAGAGAAAAAUGAGGACAGAAAAUAUUAUGGCAUCUCUCGAAAAUAUUGAUCAACACACGGCCAUAAUUCAUACCAAAACCGAGCAUUUAAAAGAAAUGAGGCGACAGUACGAUGCGUACAUGACCAAGUUGCAUCCAAAAGUAAAUCUAAAACACAGCAGCACGAAGGAAAACUUUAGCACGCCAAACUUCAGCCGUUUCCAAAGCCGACCUCCGCCGCCUCCGCAGUGGCACACUCCCUUUGCAGGCAACUACAAAUUAAGUGACACGCAAUCCAGCUUCAAACCGCAAUUAAAUUCGUCAGCGGCACGAUACACUGACCCAUUUGCAACGAGCGCAAACUUUUACCCCAGCAGCAGUCGGGGCUACCCAGACCCUGCUUAUCAGCAACCGAGCACGCAAUCUCAAGAUGACGACCUUUUGUGGAGGUACAACCCUCUGAGCAGGAGCCGAGAAUACUCGGACAGGCUCGAGCCCGACGAGCAGUUCGAAAAACUCAGUUUGAACCUCGACAAGGUUCUGGAUUUGUCGGAAAAACCAAAAGUUCCUGAAUACAAAAUGCCGGACGAUUUUGGCUUUUUGGAAAGAAAAACCAUCAAAGUGGAGAGUACAAUAAAACAACCCGUCCUUUCUCCUUAUGCCGAGGAGAAACUUGAAAAUAAUAUUAUUGUAGAAGAAACUGCUGAUGUGUUUGUCGAAGAAGAGGACAUUCGCGUUGCGACAUCGAUUUUCAAUAAAGAGGACCCUGUUUUCAAACAAAUCGAGGAGGCAUCCGCAUUGAGCGACGUCGCCGACACCGUCACGCAAGACGUCACGCUGACACCAACCCCAUUGGACUAUGUGGAGAGCGUCGGUGAAGCGCACGCAGAGUUGGAAGCCGAGUCGCUCGAUUCAAAGAAAAAUGAAAUGCAAACAAUCUUGCCGUCAGAAGUAGAACACAAAACGCCGUACCUUAUCAAUAGUGAUCUGCACGAGCAGGCGUCGGAAAAUCGCGAAAAUUUUGAAAAUUAUAAGCCGAUUGAAGCGGAACAAAAAUUUGAACAUUUUCCUGUCACUAACACAGGUAACCUUCAAUACGAAAAUGAAGCAAUAAACUUAAAUAACCAACCCGAAGAAAUAAUUCCUGCCGAGCAAUACUAUUCCGAAACUCCUGCACCAAAUUUGACCAGCAAUUUUACUCCGGAAGAUGAGCUGCAAGUUCAUUACCCCGCGGAGCCUCCUGUUCAGUACGAGCCACCCGUCCCUAUUCAGUACGAAGUGCCUCAAAAUGUGUAUCAAGAGCCGUACCAUGAAAACAGCGCUCAAAUGUACGAGCCUGUGACGUCCAAUCAGCAAAAUUCUCACAUGUACGGCAACUACGAAGAGAGCUCUGAAAGUUCGGCAGUGAAGAGUGAGCCACAGAUGUAUCAGCAGCAACAGUUCAAUUCGCCAGUGCCAUAUAAUGCGGACGGAUUCAGGGAAAUGGAGCUUGAGCCCCAGCCGGUGCCUUACACUUACGAGCAGACCCCUGAUUAUUCCAUCCACGAGGCAAACUCAACUUCACUCUCACAGUCGUCCUCUCAGCGUGAAGUUUUAGAUGAAAGAGUCAGUAUCCAAUCUGUGAGCCAGGCAAGCGCAAGUGAUGAGGUUGAACAGCAAAUGACAGAUAUUCUGAAGCACGCUCCUACCCCAAACCGUCCACCAGCACCACCAGGGAAAAAAGGAAUUUCACCGUCUUCGUCGUGGAGCAAACUGAAAAAUUUGGGAGCCACAGGAGCUCUAAGAACUAGACCCGGAAGCCCGUCUUCAAAUUCGUCGAAGUCCUCUUCAGGCUCAAAGAAAAGUUCUCCUAAUAGGAGCCCCACCUCAAGUUCUACUAGUAGAAGUCCUAGUGCAAGGCGAUCAAAUGUAAAUAAAUAAGGAAGCAACAAACAAUUUUGUUCACGUAAUGACGUAAUUGUCAUCCUUAUUCUUGUGCAAAUCUUGAUGGAGUAAGUUUUACAUAAAUUAUUAAUAAUUUUUUUUGUUAUUUAAUGAAACUUAUCUCCUUUAUUACUUAAAUGUUGUGCAUUAAAUUUAUUAAAUACAUCAUUCACGUUGAAGCAACUGGUAGUUAAUAAAUGUGUUAAAAUAAUUGGA
This is a messenger RNA of Neocloeon triangulifer, 2731 nucleotides long. RefSeq lists its product as uncharacterized. Bases 413 to 2512 code for a protein of 699 amino acids. The transcript is spliced from 6 exons. The record is from RefSeq and is a predicted model, not a curated record. NCBI's taxonomy places the organism in Eukaryota, Metazoa, Arthropoda, Insecta, Ephemeroptera, Baetidae.